AUGCCGCUGGAUCGCAUUCUGCGGGUGCUCAAGGCCUUCGUGCUCGCAAGAUUUCGUAGCGCGGACUUGUUGAAUCGAAUAGGCUCUGAGCUCGCCAGGGAGGUGAAAAGUGCCUCCUCGACACGGCUUUGCCAAGUCUUUCACUGGAUCGCAAGGGCCGGGCUACGAGAUCAAUCGUUGAUGUGCCUCAUGGGCAACGAGGCACUAUUCCGCCUGUCAGAUGACUUCGUCCUGGACAUGUAUGUCGAAGUGAUGAACGUGCAUGCUAGGCUUGACGUUCGCAAUCCAAGACUGGUUGGUGCAAUUCUGCGGGAAAUGGCUCCCUUCUUUAGAGAGCUGAGCAAAGAUCAGUGCACGGCUGUGAUCCCGCUGACAGUGAUGUCCGUCUUCUCCGAUGAGGCUCGUGUGGCAUACCUCUCGCGAUGUGCCGAGCUCAACAUGGGGCUACCAGUUCGUAUGACGAAGCCAGAUGUUCUCAGACAGUUUCGGCUGUUGGAGGAUUGCCUUCGCUUGGAUUAUCAUCCGACGGUGCUGCCGGCCCAAGUCCAGCUCUGGCUGCAAAACCUGAAGGCAGAGAGCGAGGCCCAUGAUGCAAUUGUCCCAACGCCUUUGUCGGAUGUGGAGCAGGACAUCUUGCGGGUCCUUGAGCAGGAGCUUGAUGUGGCCGUCACACCGAUCUUGCAGGACUCCGUGCUGACCCUCCACCUGGUGUUGGGCAAGACGGUUCUGCAGGUCAUGGAUGCCUACGAUGACUAUUAUGUUACACCCGCCAUGGGGGGACAGCGCCUCGUGCGCGCAGAGACGAAGCUGCUGCAGCGUCUGAUUUGGCGCCGGGGCUGGAGACUUCUGACCCUCGACGCUGAGGAGUGGAAAAAACUCACAGACGACAUCUACAAGAAGGACCUGCUGGAAGAGCUCUUGAUCCACGGACAGCAC
This is a messenger RNA of Symbiodinium necroappetens, 936 nucleotides long. NCBI's taxonomy places the organism in Eukaryota, Dinophyceae, Suessiales, Symbiodiniaceae. The record is from the annotation of a GenBank genome assembly.